Molecule: messenger RNA, 2358 nt
Organism: Penicillium diatomitis
Lineage: Eukaryota; Fungi; Ascomycota; Eurotiomycetes; Eurotiales; Aspergillaceae
Product: flavodoxin and radical SAM domain protein
Exons: 2
Coding region: 1-2358 (785 amino acids)
Biological process (GO): wybutosine biosynthetic process
Molecular function (GO): catalytic activity; FMN binding; 4 iron, 4 sulfur cluster binding
Source: RefSeq, a predicted model, not a curated record
AUGGACGGUCUCCUCGCCAUUUGGCAUACCUGGCGCUUACCACUUGUUGUGGUCUUCGCUGUCUUACUCGUGAGCCUUCGAUUGUAUCGCCGCGGAAAAUCUCGAUCCCACACGCUCACAACCACCUCCAUCCCGACCCCGCCCCGCAUCGAAUCUCACGAGAAAUCAAUCUCUCGCGUGCCGCCCGUUGCCACCCCUCGCCAAAACUAUACCAAUGACAAGGAAAACUCCAACACGAGUCAGACAGGGGCAACGGCCAAGUUGGCCGCUGGUCCUAAGCGCGUUCAGAGUAAACGCCCUGCCAAAACCGUCACCGGCCGUCGAGCUAUUAGCGAGGAGCAAACACAUCCGCUCUUCAUUCAGCCUGUGAUCUUCUUUGCAUCUCUGACGACGACAACGGAGCGUUAUGCCAACCUACUACUAGAGGAACUACGCGUAGUGGCACAGGAGUAUACCAAGCUUGGAAUUCCCAAUGGUGGUCUGCUACUUCCACAGAUUCAUGAUAUCUCUUAUAUCGACUUUGAGGAUUACUUUGCCUCCGCUCCACAGCCUCCAUCCACAGCCCCUGGGACCCGUUACCUCUACUGCAUCUUGGUUCCAACUUACAACAUUGACACGGUGCUCAACACUCUUCUCGCCCAUCUCGACGAAAUCCACAAUGAUUUCCGCAUCGAUACUGCACCUUUGUCCCAACUAGCGGGAUACUCCGUGUUUGGAUUUGGUGACAAAGAAGAGUGGCCGACCGAAGAGGAGGGAUUUUGCUCUCAAGCAAAGGAAGUUGAUCGCUGGAUGGCCAAGCUGACAGGUCGCAAGCGGGCAUAUCCAUUGGGAAUGGGCGAUGUGAAGAAUGAUGCUGAGGGCUCGCUGAGGAAAUGGUCGGAGGGACUUCAGGAGACGAUCGUGGACAUUCUACGAAAUGGAGGCCUUGGAGAGGGCGUGCCCGGUAGUGGAGAUGCCGUGGAAAGUGACGAGGAAGAUUUGGAAGAUAUGGAGUACCUGGACGAUGAAUCUUAUGCGGCUAAGCAGAAAAAGAUGGGCGGGGCGACUAUGGUGGACUUGGAGGACAUCAAGAUGAACGGGCAGUCGGGAGCCCCUAUUCCCAUUGACUUCACUACGGCCGGUCCAACCAUCCUUGCGGAGCCGCAGGCCAAAGAAAUGGUACCGAAAACGUCUCCGACUUAUAGUGCUCUCACCAAACAAGGAUACACGAUUGUUGGCUCGCAUUCGGGCGUCAAAAUCUGCCGAUGGACAAAGUCCGCGCUUCGGGGGCGAGGUUCUUGCUACAAGUACUCAUUCUAUGGGAUCAGAUCUCAUCUCUGCAUGGAAGCCACCCCAUCUCUGUCAUGCAGCAACAAGUGCAUCUUCUGUUGGCGGCACGGCACGAACCCAGUUGGUACCACGUGGCGAUGGAAAGUGGACUCGCCCGAGCUGAUCUUCAAUGGAGUGAAAGAAGGCCACUACAAGAAGAUCAAAAUGUUGAAGGGAGUGCCUGGAGUUCGUGCGGAACGGUUCGCUGAAGCGAUGCAGAUCAGACACUGCGCCCUGAGUCUGGUCGGCGAACCGAUCUUCUACCCCCGCAUCAAUCGAUUCCUGGAUAUGCUGCACCAGGAGCGGAUUUCCAGUUUUUUGGUUUGCAAUGCCCAACAUCCUGAUCAGCUUGAGGCCCUGAACCGGGUGACACAGUUGUAUGUCUCGAUCGAUGCGAGCAACCGAGAGAGUCUUCGCAAGAUUGAUCGCCCUCUGCACCGAGAUUUCUGGGAGCGGUUCCAGCGCUGUCUGGACAUUCUGCGCGAAAAGCGUCACAUUCAAAGAACCGUUUUCCGGCUUACCCUUGUCAAAGGGUUCAACGUGGAGGAUGAAGUGAUGGGAUAUGCCAACCUAGUUGAGAAAGCUUUGCCAGGCUUGAUCGAGGUCAAGGGAGUCACAUUCUGUGGGACAAGCACGAGUGCCGGCGCCGGUUUGACAAUGAAGAAUGUGCCCUUCUACGAAGAGGUCUCGGCCUUUGUUGUCGCUCUCAACAAUGAGCUCCAGCGUCGUGGCCUGGAGUAUGGCAUUGCUGCCGAGCACGCGCACAGUUGCUGCGUGCUUCUAGCCUCGGAGCGAUUCCGAGUGAAUGGCAAAUGGCAUACGCGGAUUGACUAUGAUCGCUUCUUUGAACUCCUGGAGAAGGAGAAAGCUGACGGCACCUCCUUCGCCCCCGAGGAUUAUAUGCGUGAAACAGAGGAAUGGGCACUAUGGGGUCGUGGUGGCUUCAACCCCGAAGACGAACGUGUCUUCCGAAAGGGCCGUGAUGCUGAUUCGCGGGCUCGGAAAGCUCGUGAGAUUCUGGGCGCGGAGAUGGUGCCAGAGGCUGUCUGA